AUGGACAAGGUGCUCAACAAACAGUACCUAAAGUAUACAUAUCCGAGUGUUCUUUGGGACACUCUCAAGGAACAGUUUGAUCAUGUGCAUGACGCACGGUUACCAACUCUUUUGGAAGAAUGGAUAUAUGUUCAUCUAUUGGAUUUUGCCAAGGUUCAUGAUUACAAUCAGAAAAUGUUAAAUCUCCAGACAAACUUAAAUUUAUGUGGCAAGGAGAAAACUGACAAUGACAUGAUCGAGAAGACCCUAGAGACUUUCUCAGAAUCUGCGAGUGAAAUAGUUCACCCGUAUCGCCUUGAUUAUGAGGCCAAAAGAAUCAAGAGUUUUGCAGAUUUGAUGAACCUUCUCAAGAAGAAGGAACGUCAUCAUGAGAUCAUUCUCAACAACAACAAUCUAAGACUUGCAGGGACGAAAAGAGUUCCAGAAGCUAAUCAGGAGAUUGUUCGAGCUCAGAAGAAGUGCAAGCAAUACUUGUCCAAUGAAAGCAACUAUGUUGAAGAUGUGGAAAUGCCUGAUGUUAAUGCUACCAUCAAGCUCAAAGUUGAGGACUUUCAGACAAAGGAGAAAGAGAAAGUCGGUCCUGAGGCUCAUUCCACUCCUGAUUUUGAAUAA
Molecule: messenger RNA, 612 nt
Organism: Argentina anserina (silverweed cinquefoil)
Lineage: Eukaryota; Viridiplantae; Streptophyta; Magnoliopsida; Rosales; Rosaceae
Exons: 2
Coding region: 1-612 (203 amino acids)
Source: RefSeq, a predicted model, not a curated record